This is a messenger RNA of Nicrophorus vespilloides, 678 nucleotides long. Its product is annotated as homeobox protein MOX-2-like. Gene Ontology annotation, biological process: positive regulation of transcription by RNA polymerase II. Lineage: Eukaryota; Metazoa; Arthropoda; Insecta; Coleoptera; Silphidae. Gene Ontology annotation, cellular component: nucleus. Gene Ontology annotation, molecular function: DNA-binding transcription factor activity, RNA polymerase II-specific; RNA polymerase II cis-regulatory region sequence-specific DNA binding. Bases 1 to 678 code for a protein of 225 amino acids. The record is from RefSeq and is a predicted model, not a curated record. The transcript has 3 exons.
AUGCAUUUCGCCAAUUCAAUCAAAUUGGAAGUACCGGAGUACUUCCAUCAUCCGAUCUACCAUUUCCAGCAGCCCAUCAUCUACCAGACGCCACCGUACGAAACGAACGACGUCGUCGCCGCCUCCACAGACGUCUGCCACGGAUUCGAUCGCAUCAUCUGUCCAACGACGACAACGUUCGCAUUCGAUAAGCUGCGAGAAGAACCUUCUGCUUCCGCUGUUAUUGGCGGUGGAAGCGACGACGGCGAUGCUGUCGCACGAUACUGCGAUCCUGCCGUAUUCAGAAACUACUUCGAUCACAACUCGAACGUUCCGGAUGACACCGAAAUUUUGCCGGCACGAAACAACGAUUGGGAUGAGCGAAGAAGGCGACAGCAACAACAACAAGAACAUAGUCAUCAUCAUCAUCAUCAUGAGCAGCAGCAGCAGCAUCAAAAUGCGAAUGCGUCGGAACCAGGAGGAAAACCGAGGAAAGAGCGCACGGCCUUCACCAAGAACCAGAUCCGCGAGCUGGAGAACGAAUUCGGACACUCCAACUACUUGACCAGACUCCGGAGGUACGAGAUCGCAGUUGCCUUGGACCUCACCGAAAGACAGGUCAAAGUCUGGUUUCAGAAUCGCAGAAUGAAAUGGAAGAGAACCAAAUCCGGAGAAAAAUCGACGCCCGCCAAGAAAUAA